AAAUGGUCGCAGAUUGAUGACGCAAUCGAUAACUGACGGGAUUUUUUUUUCUAUUGUGUUUACUAGGAAUCUAAACCAGUCGGCAGAAUUAGGGAAGUUUUCUCAGCUUUCCUGCAGUAAAAAUAGCAAAAUGGAGUUUUAUCGGAGUUUAUUGUAAAGCUGUCUAGAGUUUAUUAUAGAUAAUUAACAUGAAUAAAGGGUGGCUGGAGCUGGAGAGCGACCCCGGUCUCUUCACGCUGCUGGUGGAGGAUUUUGGUGUGAAGGGUGUUCAGGUGGAGGAGAUCUACGACCUGCAGAGUAAAUGCCAGAGUCCUGUGUACGGCUUCAUCUUCCUGUUUAAAUGGAUCGAGGAGCGACGCUCCAGGAGGAAAGUGUCUACGCUGGUGGACGAGACCUCGGUUAUCGACGACGACAUCGUCAACGACAUGUUUUUUGCUCACCAAUUGAUUCCAAACUCAUGUGCAACUCAUGCCUUACUGAGUGUGCUCCUGAACUGCAGUGGGGUGGAACUGGGCAGCACACUGAGCCGCAUGAAGGCCUUCACCAAGGGGUUCAGUCCAGAGAGUAAAGGCUAUGCCAUCGGGAAUGCUCCAGAAUUAGCGAAGGCACACAAUAGUCACGCCAGGCCCGAGCCACGACACCUGCCGGAGAAACAGAACGGGAUCAGCGCUGUGAGGACGAUGGAGGCUUUUCAUUUCGUCAGCUACGUCCCCAUUAAAGAUCGACUGUUUGAGCUGGAUGGCCUCAAAGCCUACCCCAUCGACCACGGUCCAUGGGGAGAGGAGGAGGAGUGGACAGACAAAGCUCGGAGGGUCAUUAUGGAGAGAAUUGGCCUGGCGACUGCAGGUGAGCCGUACCACGACAUCCGCUUCAACCUGAUGGCUGUGGUUCCUGACCGCAGGGUGAAGUACGAGUCCAGGCUCGAGGUGCUCAAACACAACCGGCAGAUCGUUCUGGAAGGACUUCAGCAGGCGAUCAAGGCGUCACAGACAGACACAACACAGGAACGCAAGCAGCAGGACUCCUCCUCAGAGGACACGCCCCCAGCUGUCAAAAAGGAGGAGGGGUCACAGACACAGACAGCUCCAGCUCUGCCCACAGACUCAGAUGUAGCGAGUGCUCCUGCAGUGUCCAGCCCCUCAGAGAAACCCAAAGCCACAGUCAAGCCCCAGACUUUGCCUCCAGGGGGCAACACCACUGCCCCCAACCCCAUUGUUCAGCGCCUGCCCGCCUUCCUGGACAACCACAACUAUGCAAAGUCCCCCAUGCAGGAGGAGGAGGACCUGGCUGCAGGAGUGGCUCGUGCUCGUGUUCCUGGUCCUCCUCAGGCCUCAUACUCUGAUGAUGAGGAUGACUUUGAUGAUGAAGAGGAGGACAGGUUCUGCAAAAAAGCAGGUGUCCGUGGACGUGGCGUGGCGCGGAGCAGCGGUGGGGGCGGAGUCUCGGGCGUGGAGGGUCAGCUGGCUUUGAGCAUGCUCGCCGACAGACUCAAAAAGGAGGCCCAGAGAAAGGACCCCGUGCCGACGACGCCCUCACCCGGCUCCUCCGCCCUGAACGUACGCACAGAGGGCAGAACCGGGGGCAUCAGCAUCACGCCCGCCUGCCAGCCCUCGCCCACGCCCAGCAACGAGAGCACAGACACGGCCUCUGAGAUCGGCAGCGCCUUCAACUCCCCGCUGAGAUCUCCUGCACGCUCGCAGGCUGCCACUCGACCCUCCAGCCCCGUGGCCUGCCACCUGAGCCGCGUGCUGUUCGGAGACGAUGACGUCCUGCUGAGACUCGACACUCGACACAACCGCGCCGUCCGAGAGCUCGGAGCCCUGAUCAGCUCCACACAGCUCCAGCUCAGAGAGGAUGGAACCAUCUACACACUGCCAAGUACCGAGGCAGUGUGUGAUGUUGUGAAGAAGGCUGGUGUGGUGGACAGUCAGGAGGCGAGCGAGAGCACAGAGGGAGGAGGUACGGAUGGAGGGAAAGGAGCAGCGUCUCGUGAGCUGAAACAGGAAAAGGAGCACACAGAGACAAGCAAGGACAAGCCGAGCGCAGAGACGGCGAACUUCGCCGAGCCCGAGGCGCUACCCAAACCUCUCGGGGAGAAAUACACACCUAAAGAGUUGUUGGCUCUGCUGAAGUGUGUGGAGGCCGACAUCGCCAACUACGAGGUGUAUCUGAAGGAGGAGGUGGAGAAACGCAAGAAAUACAAGAUCGAUGACCAGAGGAGGACCCAUAACUAUGACGAGUUCAUCUGUACCUUUAUUUCCAUGCUGGCACAAGAAGGUAUGCUGGCGAGUCUGGUGGAGCAGAACAUUUCCGUGCGCAGGCGGCAGGGUGUGAGCAUCGGCCGCCUCCACAAACAACGCAAGCCGGACCGAAGAAAGCGAUCACGGCCGUACAAAGCCAAGCGGCAGUGAACGCACCCUGGAACACCGGCACCGGUCAAUUCUCUGAGAAAAGGUGCUGAAAAACUCUCUAACUUGUAAAGUCAAGACCUAGUGAACAAAUCAGUACAUCUAGGACCUUUGAACACAGCUUAGCUCAAACGCAUCUGUUCAAACCGGCUAGUCUUAUUACGUCUGAAGACUAGUGAAUGUAUACAGACUUGUCAGAUAGUGAAAUAUACUACAACUACUGAUCAAGAUGAGUAUUAAUGAACAUCCUGUGACGUAGAGCGUGUGUGAGCGAACGAGCCGAGAUGUGGUGAAUACACACACUUCUACAUAUACAGACUAGUGCUAGUGAACAUACUUGAAUUUAUUCCCGGUCCUCUGUGAACACAUUUGUACAUCUCUAGCUGUUGUAAGUGAACACAAGCCAAGAUGAGGUGAACACACACACACACACUUAUCAUCAGUGCUUGUGGACCGAUAAUGUGGAUUAUGAAACAGGGACAGUAAAGUUUAGCGCACGUGAACACACCCUGGUUUAUAAGGUUUAACACCUCUAAGCAGCCCAAAGUGCUCUAGUGCUAGUGAACACACCUCGGACGGCCGACAGGACGUGUUCAUCACUGACUAAAGAAAUAAUACAAACGGUCGUCCUGGACGUUAUGGACCGCUCGGAUGUUCUGGAUGAUUCUUAUGUAAUUGCUGGACCAAUCAGAGCUGUGAACACGAGGAGUUCUUUUUAAAGACCUUUGUGCCGGUCACACAUUGAAUAAUCAGUGUUAUGGUGAAAAAAUGCUUCAGAUUUUGACCAAAUUUCCAAAACUAUGUAUUGUAGCAUAAUGCUGCUUUAAUUGUGCAGACAGAACGUGUUUGAGUGUGUGUGUGUGUGAGUUUGUUUGAGAGUGUGUUUGAGUGUGUGUGUGAGUGAGUGUGUGUGAGUGAGUGAGUGAGCGUGAGUGAGUGUGAGUGAGUGUGAGUGAGUGUGAGUGAGUGUGAGUGAGUGUGAGUGAGUGUGAGUGAGUGAGUGAGUGAGUGAGUGUGUGAGUGAGUGUGAGUGAGUGUGAGUGAGUGUGAGUGAGUGUGAGUGAGUGUGAGUGAGUGAGUGUGAGUGAGUGUGAGUGAGUGAGUGUGAGUGAGUGAGUGUGUGUGAGUGUGUGUGAUUUCUUUUCAAUUGUUGCCUCCCUGUACAUAUGCGUGUGUUUCUCUCUCUCUCUCUCUAUCUGUGUGUGUGUACGUGUGUGUGUGUACGUGUGUGUGUGUACGUGUGUGUGUACUUGUCCUUUCUACAUAUCCUCCUAAAUAAAAUAAACAU
Molecule: messenger RNA, 3696 nt
Organism: Tachysurus vachellii
Lineage: Eukaryota; Metazoa; Chordata; Actinopteri; Siluriformes; Bagridae
Gene: bap1
Product: BRCA1 associated protein-1 (ubiquitin carboxy-terminal hydrolase)
Exons: 18
Coding region: 189-2411 (740 amino acids)
Biological process (GO): ubiquitin-dependent protein catabolic process; protein deubiquitination
Cellular component (GO): cytoplasm
Molecular function (GO): cysteine-type deubiquitinase activity
Source: RefSeq, a predicted model, not a curated record